Molecule: messenger RNA, 1029 nt
Organism: Fraxinus pennsylvanica
Lineage: Eukaryota; Viridiplantae; Streptophyta; Magnoliopsida; Lamiales; Oleaceae
Source: the annotation of a GenBank genome assembly
AUGGAGUCCCACACUAAAAACCAAGGGACUAAUAGUGGCUCCAAAGAACCAGCUUUUCUCCAACUGGUUUCUCACCACCAACCAAGUCAACCAGAUCCCGGACAUGCCCUGACCGCCCACCGUCGCUCCACCACCUCCUCCUCCUCCACCAUCCCGGACACAACCAAUAAUAAUGAUAAUAACAGCAAUAAGAAUGAUUCUGUGGCCAAGAAACCAUCCAAGGAUCGACACACCAAGGUGGAUGGCCGAGGGCGGCGCAUCCGCAUGCCGGCCUUAUGUGCAGCCAGAGUUUUCCAGCUGACCAAAGAGUUAGGCCACAAGUCCGAUGGUGAUACCAUAGAAUGGCUUUUGCAACAAGCUGAACCAUCAAUUGUAGCUGCCACUGGCACAGGUACAAUUCCGGCCAAUUUUUCGACUCUCAACCUUUCUUUACGCAGCAGGGGCACCACCAUUUCACCUUCACCAUCCAAGUCUGUGCCUCUCUUUGUCGGUGGCACCACCGGCAUGCUUGGGUUCCACCACCAGAUCACCUCAAACAGUGGUGGUUUUGGGCAAUACCUAGAUGCUGAAAUCUCACAUUCAGAUGCUAAACCUAGGAGAAACAUCAUGCAAGAUCACGAACUGGGUCCGGAGCCAAAACCCGGGUCAUCUCAGUCCUCGAGCUUCAUCCAGGCUCCCACCAUGUGGGCCGUGGCACCAGCGACCGCCAAUGUCGGUAACGCCUUCUGGAUGCUGCCUGUGACUGGCGGAACUGCCAUGGCUCCUGUGGGUGCAGGGCAGCAAGAACACCCCUUCUGGCAGUACAACCCCUCCCCCAAUCGUUUCAACCCCGGAUCAAUGGUGGUGCAACACCCAUCACCACCGGUUCAGCAGCUGGGACCCGUCUCAGACUCUACAAACAUGGGAUUACUGGCCUCUAUCAAUGCAUAUAGUAAUGGUAAGAGUAGGAUCGAUUUGGGGAUGAAUUUAGAGGAAAACCAGCAACAUGAUAAUGUCAGUGAUGAUGAAAAUCCCAAAAAUUCUCAAUAG